Molecule: messenger RNA, 781 nt
Organism: Arabidopsis lyrata subsp. lyrata
Lineage: Eukaryota; Viridiplantae; Streptophyta; Magnoliopsida; Brassicales; Brassicaceae
Product: lysine-rich arabinogalactan protein 17
Exons: 2
Coding region: 77-619 (180 amino acids)
Cellular component (GO): plasma membrane
Source: RefSeq, a predicted model, not a curated record
CACUCUAGUAUCUACAUUCUUCACUCAACACUCACUUUUUCUCUAAUUCCUUAUUUCUCUCAACUAAUUUCAAAUUAUGACUCGCAAAAUUCUCUUAACAGUUACAUUGAUCUGCAUUUUCUCUCUCGGCGUCGGUGGCCAAUCUCCGGCCACCGCGCCGAGCCAUUCUCCUUCUAUAUCUCCUCAAAAGCCUAAAUCCACAUCUCCCGCCAUUUCUCCAUCGCCGGAAUUAACUCCCACGACGGAGGCUCCGACGCAGACUCCGGUGGAACCACCCGUCCAGGCUCCUCCUUCUCCUACACCUGAGGCUUCUUCUCCGCCAGCUCCUUCACCGGAGGCUGAUACACCUUCUGCUCCGGUGGAUGCACCAACAGCUGAUGUUCCAGCUCCAGCUCCGAGCAAACAUAAGAAGAAGCAUAAGACCGCCCCGGCUCCUGGACCAGCUUCGGAGAUUUUAAGCCCGCCUGCUCCGCCCGGGGAAGCUCCUGGUCCUGGACCAAGCGAUGCUUUCUCCCCCGCCGCUGACGAUCAGAGCGGAGCAGAAAGAAGAAGUGUGAUACAAAAUGUGAUGGUGGGAGCUGCGGCAAUAGCAUGGCCUCUUCUUGCUCUAGCCUUCUAAUAAAUUUUUUUUUUGUUCUUUCAGUUUCAAUUCUUAAUUUUAUUUAUUUUUUUAUCUUUUUUAUCCUACCAUAUUUGUCUCCCUCGAUACAGCUCACAUUUUGUAUUCAGCAUUUUAUAUACUACCUGUUUUUUUUAUGUUACAAAUGAUAAUUUUCAUACA